AUUUUGACGAGACUGCAUACACCCUGCCUGUACUUCGACCAGCCUAUCGCGCCACCAUUGCAGCCAUGCCGCCUGCGACGAGGACUCUCUGCAUCGGGGAGGUGAUGGCACUCCUUCCAAGCCCCUCGGAUCUACUGACGAAGACUUCUUCGAAGUGGUUCGACGACCCCGACCUGCAGGGCAACGACCCGGCUCGCAUGGCGCUGUUCUGGGGGUUCCAUAGCGCCCGACACCUCGCCGGCGGGGCGGGGGCCGCGGCCCCGGGCCCAGCACCACCGAGCCUGUCCAUGUGGAACAGCCCGCUUCCCUCCUCAGGGGUCGUGAAGAAUGAAGAGCACAUCGCGAAGGACGAGAACGGCAACGUCGUCAGGGGGCGACGGAGGAUAGGGAGUGCAGAGGUCUUUCCCGUGAAGAUGCAGCAGGUCCCCGUCAAAGAGCAGGCUGGCCUCUCCGUCAGUUCUCAGACCUCCCCCGCGGAGGUGCAGCAGGUGCCCGCCGUAGUGGACGCUGGCGCACCUGCUAGCCCUGCGAUCUCCCCCGUGAAGGUGCUGCAGCAGGGGCCCGUCGAAGCGGAGGCUGGCGCGCUGGCCAGUGCUGAGGCCCCCCUCGUGGAGGAGCAGCAGCAGGUCCCCGCGCACAGCGCCCUCACCAUGGAGAGCGACUCUCCCGUCAGCAAUUGGCAGGCGAUACCGGCCGCCGAGCUGGAGUCGUGCACCGCGAGAGCCGGGGGCCCCAGCGCCGGCGCGGACGGGGCCACGGAGGACACAGUGCUGUCCUCUGUGGACGGGGCCCCCACGGGACAGCCCGGUUGCACGGACGAGUCUGCGGGAACAGAUGCUGCGGUUACAGCAUUUCUUCAUUCGAUGUACGAGUCAACUCGCACGUCGCGCUCACCGGAGUUCGUCCCGCCCCAGUGGGGCUCGGCUCACCAGAGCCACCAACACGCUUCACCAGCUGAGGCUACUCCUGGCACGGCUUCCGCGGCUCCGUCUCUGACGGUUUCCUACCCCCUUUACCUGUAUGGGGGAACCAAGUAUCAAUGCCCAGUGCCGUCUGGUAGUGAACCUACAGGAUUUUCCACCCAGUUCCUGACACCAGAUCAGUCUCAGUAUGGAUGCCAAUUGCCUCAGUACGGCUGUGAGUUACCCCCUCACUUGCUUCAAAAGAAAACAGCACAGCAGAGCAGCUUGGAUGUGGAGGCACCGGCUGCUAGUAGGCCUAACAGAAUCUCAUUUAAUAUAAAGGAGCUCAAGAAACGAAUAACAACCCACCUCAAACCUUGCGGUCCCGACCCAAACACCUAACGUGUUUUCCAUUGUAAUCUGGUUUUU
This is a messenger RNA of Frankliniella occidentalis (western flower thrips), 1331 nucleotides long. RefSeq lists its product as uncharacterized. Bases 66 to 1304 code for a protein of 412 amino acids. The record is from RefSeq and is a predicted model, not a curated record. NCBI's taxonomy places the organism in Eukaryota, Metazoa, Arthropoda, Insecta, Thysanoptera, Thripidae. The transcript is spliced from 6 exons.